Molecule: messenger RNA, 651 nt
Organism: Durusdinium trenchii
Lineage: Eukaryota; Dinophyceae; Suessiales; Symbiodiniaceae
Source: the annotation of a GenBank genome assembly
GUGCAUCGCGAAAUGGCAUACCGCAGCAGUCAUACUGAGGAACAGAUUUCUCAGGAGACCUUUGAGGUCAUCCAAGACCUCUUGCGUCGAGGUCAGCUGCAGAGUGUAGUGUCGCGAGUUCAGGAUGAGAUUGAUGCACAAGCUGAUGCGUCUUGGGAACCCACGACGCAUGGAGCCAUGCAUGAUGGUUCGAAGCGCCGUUUGAUCGCAGGAGAGAGCUCAGGUGACCAUGGUUUUGAACUUGUGAGUGCCGCCUGUGUCCCUAUGCCGUCUUCUUCACCAGGACUACAUGGCCAGAACGCUGCGCCAAUGAGUGUGAAUGUGCAACACCCAAUUCCUCCAAUGCAAGACAAGGGAAAGCCGGCGGCAGUCGCGUUGCCUCCUGGCAUCAGCUCCAUUGCUGAGUGGGGCGCUACCAUUUGCACACUUCCCAAGGUGAAGGGCCGCAAGAUCCGCUACCAAGAGAUGCUCGACGAAAGUCGUUCGUCUAAGGAGAUGUCCGAGUAUCUGCAGUGGAUCAAGACCUCAGGCGUCAAGUCAGCCAAGGUCGACGACCUGAAGGCAUUCAUGAGUGCUGCUGGGUUCAAUCCUGAAAGUGUGUCAGGUGGUCACAUCACCUAUCCUGGCACCACGAUCCAGCGCGAAUUUUAG